GGCAAGUUCCAGUGUGAAAUGCUGGGCAGGCAUGUCUCCGCCAACUGUUAUGUUCACUUUGAUCAUCCUCUCCAGCUGCUAGACUCUCCUUAAACUUGUAUUUUACAACCUUUGAACUGUCUCGGAUAUACUUGCAAGGAUAUACUCGCAGAGCUCGCUGGAAACCUUUACCUUCUCUAUCCAUGUCAUCUCCUGGUUACCUGACAUCACCACUGUCACCUGGCCGUCCCUUGUCUCGACCGUCUUCUCGAAACUCUGUCAUUUCACAGAACGGAAGGUCGUCUAGUCCAAUAGUUACUCUCCAAGAAGAAACUGGUAAGCUGCACGUAUUCUGGUUGAAUUCCAAUACCGAAUGCCAGGUACCAUGUGUCAAACAUGCCCUUUCGAUGGUUUUCAUACUGCUGGAUGUCGAAUAUGGUUGGGAACAGCUGCAGGGGCUCAGAGUCUUUUCAAAGGCUUCCAUGUCCCUUGAAGCUAUCCCGAUCAUCUUUCCCAAUCCAGAAGUAUGCAGGAACCUAUCAUCCUGACUGAUGAAGAGUGGAACUCUAAGAUUGCAUCUGAACGCCGCUCUUGGACUCCAGGCGCACAAUGAAUAUAUCGGCCGCUUCAUUCUAUUUGUACGGACAAGGGUUGCUUUACAAAGGACCAUAUCUAUAUACAUCCUGGAGCCUUCCCCUUGACCCAACCGCUUCCCUUCGAGGCAUACUUCUGAAUUUCCAAAUUGUAAUGAUGCUGUCAAGCAUUAUCUGUUAUUGGCGCUGCCUCAUAACCAGGCUCCAAGCCUAAUCUCACGUCCAUCAUCUUCUGCUCUAACGACUCAGGGCGUUUCCCAUGUAUCGCCUCAACUGACCUUUUGCCUUCCGACUUUCCAGUUGCUAUUCGAACACAAAUGUCGACCCUCAAACACAACAUUCGACAGCAGCAAGCGCAGCUGCACAACCUGGAGAACACCCUCCUUCGUGGUCCACGACCACUACCUCCGGGCACAUUUAACUCAUCACCAUUAUCGCCCGAAUAUGAUCAGUUCUCUCCGCAACCGUCCUCUUCAAGUCCGACCAAAAUGGCACGACGAACGUCGUACGAAAUCCUUUCAGGACUGGCUGGUCCUGAUUCAAGUAUCCCAUUACCACGGCGAGAUACUCGAAGUUCAUCGUUUGGUGAUGAGAACGGUAUAAAGGAAGGCAUUCCGACUAGUGGCUUCGGCAAACUACGGCCGCCCAGCCCUACGCGGACAUUAAGUCGGAUUCCAGUCUCUUCUGUAGGUAACGCUCGUGCGCUAGCAGAAGAGAACUCCGACAACGGUGGUCUAAACGCCUCAACUUCUUCGAUACCUCAAUCAGCUUCACCCAAUCGUCGAGCCUCAUUCGCUCCUGGGAAUACAACGAAAGUACUGGCAGAUCUUCAAGCUGGCGUGUUGAAUGCAAAGAACGCAUUGGAGAAUACAAAGGCACAGUUGAGGUUGAGUCAGAGGCAGGUGAGUCAGUUGACGAGGCAGACAGAGGAUCUGAAGGAGGUCAGGGAGCGGUUGAGACUGGAGAAUGAGGGUCUCAAUAACGUGGUUGCAAGGAAAGAGCGGUUAUUGCAAGAGGUCCUUGAACGAGCGCGGAAAGCGGAGGCGGAGGCGGUAUCACUGAAAUCCCAACUCAAGACCGAAACUUCAACAUCCAAGAAAACCCUCCGUGAGAUGGAAUCUACACUCGCCGAAUCACAAGCCCGAUCGCAGAAAUCCGAACGCGAAUACAUCACCUUGCGAGAAUCCAUGAAAGGCUUGGUGGAGUCUUUCCGUCGGGAUACAGACAAUCUUCGAGAGGAGAUGCGCAAGCGGGAAGAGAAAGUUCGGAAAGAGGCUGAGGAGAUCGGGAAGAAGUAUGUCAGGCUGAUAGAAGAGGUGAAACGAGACCGGGAAAGUGGUGAGAGUGGGGAAGUGAAGAGGUUGGUGGAGGAGAAUGUGAGGGUUAGGAGAGAGAUCGAAGACGCUUUCAAAUCUGAGCUUGAUGAGAUGAAGGAAGAGGUAAAGAGGUCAAGUAAGGAGACGGAGCAGGCUCAGAAACAAGCAAAAAACACUGCAGACGAGCUCUCUCGACUUCGCCGCAUGAUACGGGCAAGCGUCUCGCCUUCAGUCUCAUCUAUUCCAGUUCCUUCAAGCACUUCCUCUCCUCCACAACACUAAGCAUGGUCUCAUUACCCUCGUUUCAGAUUGGUUGCUAUCGCUUUCCACACUCGUCCUCUCUAGUUUUCGUCUUAGUCUAUUAUCGCAGUACAUUCGCUUAUUUACAUACCCCUCUGCACCCACAACAUCGUGGAUUCACUUACUUACCCUAGAUAUCGGCAUCCAUACCUCAUUACCAUUAUGCAUUUUUUCUGCUCGCAGAUCUCCUAAGCAUACGGACCUGGUGCAUCUUGUCCUCGUGUAUGCUACUUUGACAGACAGUGUAGCGUCGUGGCGAGAAGGUGGAUCGAAAAAAGAAUGAAUUCUCGGGUAGAUCAUUAAGAUAUAUAAGGAGUGUAAGGAAGUAACCAAGAAAUAAUAAUAGCCUGUAGUAACGUGGUCCAGUGUUCAACUUAAGUAGAAGUCAUUGUCCCGAGUCUCCGAGUCAAAGCUUCCAACCUCCAGCAAGACCCAUAACAUUAUUAGGAUCAUACUGCGCCU
Molecule: messenger RNA, 2650 nt
Organism: Somion occarium
Lineage: Eukaryota; Fungi; Basidiomycota; Agaricomycetes; Polyporales; Cerrenaceae
Source: the annotation of a GenBank genome assembly